Messenger RNA from Fusarium fujikuroi IMI 58289, 3861 nucleotides. RefSeq lists its product as uncharacterized. Gene Ontology annotation, molecular function: protein binding; ATP hydrolysis activity. Bases 1 to 3861 code for a protein of 1286 amino acids. The record is from RefSeq and is a predicted model, not a curated record. The transcript is spliced from 9 exons. Lineage: Eukaryota; Fungi; Ascomycota; Sordariomycetes; Hypocreales; Nectriaceae.
AUGUCGUCAAACCGACAAACCAGUUUCGAAAGGUCUCUGGACCUCUUUCGCCGAGAGCUUUCUGAUGAUCAGAUCAAGCAAAUGGAUGGGGCCAAUCAGGACACCCUGAAAGACACGAUCCAGACAGCUCAGAAUAUAUUGGGGCGCAGAAAUGGCCUUUGCAAAUUGUCCCGCAUCCAAAGAUUCCUCCAAGCGAUGGAGCACAUUGAGAAGCUUGUCACAAUCUUCCUCAAUGCGAGUGACUUUGUGGCUUUUGUUUGGGGACCGAUCAAGCUGGCGCUUAUGGUUGCCACCACUUGGACAGACGCUAUCAGGCAGCUGAUUGACGCUUACGAAGAGAUCGCAGAAGCGCUAGGUAACCUUGCCUUCUUUCAUACCCUCAUUCAGAGUAGAGAUCACUUGAAGUUGAUUUUGGAGGAUUAUUUCUCUGACAUCCUUCGAUUCCAUCGAUGCGUUCUUGAUGUUUUUUCUCGUCCAGAGUGGAAAAGAAUCUUCAAAUGGGCAUGGGGAAGCUUUAGACGCGAAAUCAAGCCUAUUCUUGAAAGUCUCAGACGCAAACAGGCUCUCUUAUCAGACGACAAGCUGCAAUCCCACGCUAUCCUCAAAGAGGUCCAAGACUCUGAUCAGUACGCCAAAAGCCAGUUCAGUAGUCUACAAACCAGUCUCGAAGAGAUAAGGUCUACCUUGGCUUCUGAGCAUUUAAAAAGCAAGACUAUACGAGCGCAGGAAAUUAAGACCUACUUAGAAAGUCGACUCGAUGUCUCAAAAUCCCGGAGUGAUCUUCAACUGGAAACACCUGAUCCUAUACUUGAGAAUUCCGGUAACUGGAUAUUCUCCGAUCCGAUCUUCAAAUGCUGGGAAGUGGGAAAAUCUUCAGAAAAUAGGAUUUUGUUCCUUAACGGCUCUCCUGGUUCUGGAAAGUCCACCUUAGCGAAGACACUCAUUCGUCAUGAAAAGCGAAAACAAGCAGCUGAGUCUUCUGGGAGAAGCUGCCUAGCUUAUUUCUUUUUCAAGCACGACGUAUCGAACCGAAGAGCGGCUCGAUCCAUGCUUCAACAUCUCAUCAUGCAGCUCGUCAACGCAGACGAAACUAUAAUGGGAUUGGUCUAUGAGAAGCUGUCUACUAUGGAAUCCACUGAACUUGCCGAUCUGAAAAAACUUGCAAGUGACUGCUUUACCGCUCGACCAAUAGCAACAAUCGUUCUUGAUGGACUAGACGAGGCAAUGGACAAUGAAAAUGAGGUUUCCAUAAACUGGUGUCUCAACGAACUCUUCCCUAGGGAUGGACGACUUGAUGCCCUUUUGUCUUCCUAUCCCCAGAUCCGACUUGACAAGGUUGAAGAUCACAAAAAGGACAUCGAGCAGUUCACCAAAGGCCGGGCUGCGAAGAUACGGGCUAGGUUCUCAUUGACACGGGAGGAAGAAGAAAGUUUGAUUUCGAAAAUAUCAGGCGCAUCUGAAGGCAUGUUUCUGUAUGCACGAGUGGUACUCGACAACCUUGCGGCGAUGGACUCCAUACAAGAAUUUGAAGAUGAACUUGAAGGAGAAACAUUUCCAAAAGACUUGGACCAAGCUUACGACCGCAUCGCUCAACGUAUCCUGAAUAAACAUGGACCCUCCCGUCGUGGGACUGUCAAGAAGAUCCUCGGUUGGGUCAUCUGCGCGACCAGACCCCUUCGAUGGCGCGAGAUACAGUCACGAUUCUGUAUCGAUGCAGAGAUGCAGACUUGUAACAUGAGGAAUCUGCGUCGAGAUAGCUGCAAAAGCAUAUGCAGCUCUCUCGUUGACGUCACGGACUGCGACAUGUUUCCUAACAUAGAAUCUGAGCAGUUCAUCAGCAUGGUGCAUGAAACAGCAACCACAUACCUUGUUCGCAAUGGCACAGUCAACCUGUUCCAGGAACAUAUUGACAUGGCGCUCUUUUGCUAUCGCUAUCUAUCCUCUCGACCUUUUACCACGAGCAAGAGCCACUGCCGAUAUUCAAAAUCUGAGGCUUUAGAGCUUUCGACAGAUUCGGCACUCAAAUUAGAGGCUACCAAAAAAGCAACGCUUGAUUUAGCCAAAGCAAUGUGCAGAGAUUCUGCCGUUGAACCAGAAGAGAGUGAUAGGGCAGCCCAAGAUCUGAAAUCGGCCAUUGAAGAGAAUGUGCUCACUGUGCGAACCCUUAUCGGUCUGCAACGAGAGAAGUCUGAAACCGCCAUUAUCGCCACCGAGGGGCCAUUGAGGUACAAGUGUCACAGGGUUCUGUGUGCAAAGUUUGCCGUAGGGGUUCCAAGCGAAGCGGCACUCAAGAAACACCUUGCAGCACACGAGCGGCCUUUCAGGUGCCCCCAUAGUGAUUGUUUCGCGCAUACAGUUGGCUACGCUUCCCCAAAGCGACUGGAAAGUCACAAUGAGGCUUUCCAUCACAAUACAACUAAGCCCAAAGCAAUCUUUCCUACGGGGUUGGAGACAGGAAAGUUGGAUCUUUACGAGGCCUGUAAUGCUGGCGACCUAGAUGAGGUUAAGAGAUUUCACCGUGAGGGAGCCGAUAUUCAUGGCAUCGUCAGAACUUUUGUCACGCCGCUUUGUGUUGUUGUCGAGGCUGGACAUGGCCAUAUUUGCAGAUACCUAGUCGAUAACGGGGUCGACCCUUUUCAUUUCACGUGCAAAGGUAGGGUCGAGAAAGUUCCAGUCGGUCGGGCGAUUCACUUAGAACGUCUAGAGAUUUUAGAAUUCUUUCUGCUGCAUGGAAAUGGCCCAGACGAUUCGACUUUGGCAGAGAACAUUGCGCGGGCUAUACACGCGCGCAGCCCAGUCGCAUUGAACAUGUGUCUGACCAUCAGACAGCCAAGAGACCAUGAGAACGUGAUCAAGGCUGUUCUAUAUGAGCUGAUAUCCCAGAGGCCCAGUAGAUUCGCCGAAGCAGACUCUCACUCAUUGGAUACCACUUUAGUACAUACCUGGUUCCGAUAUGUCAAACCAGUGUUUUACAAUAAGGAAGGGACUUUAACAGCACAGUACGACUGUGCGGAGUACAAGAUCUGGAGAGACAUAUUUUUUCGACAACUCGAUUACUUUCACAUGGCACUUGAGAGGAGAUGCUACUCUGUUGCCGCAUUUCUAAUGGAUAUCGCGAAUGAUGAAUAUCUCCAACUCAAACAUCGGAAUGGGGGCACACCAUUGCAUUCCUGCAUAAGAUGGAUGUGCGAAGGGGACUGCAGUAGCUGUAUGUCCAUGAUUUGGCGCCUUAUUCAAUACGACGGUUGUAAAUUCGCCAAUACUACAGACAGUGCUGGCAGACUACCGUUACAUACAGCACUGAGGUUUUCUGUUUCGCAAGCUGCUUUGCGAGUGGUUGUUGACCAUACAGAGGAUAUCAACGGCAAAGACAAUUCAGGCCAAAGUCCAUUACACACGGCAAUAUACAAGAACAAAUCCACUCGAUCGAUUCGCGUGCUGAUAGAGAAGAAGUCUAUCGAUCUCUUCAGUCGAAACAACGAAGGCCAGACCGCAUUUUCAGCGUUAUCCAGAGGUGCCUUUUACGGUGAUGUUCUAGGCGCUCUCGAGACUCUCUUUGAAGCAGACCCAAGACUUGCAUGGACACCAGACGAAUCCGAGGGUGGGCUCACACCAUUACAUCAUGCAAUAGAACGGUUGGAUAAUCAGCAACUAAACUUGUACCGUCUACGAUCCGCACCCAGAGUAGCCAAGAGAGUAGCCAAGUUCUUACUUACAUGUUCCGAAGUGAAACGAAUCCUGGUGGAAUAUCAAGCCAAGUCGAGUGAUGCCGAUCAGAGAAAGGUGCGAGACUUUGCAGAGGAGGAGAUGUUACGAGAAGCACUGGACAUCAUGGAUUCACUUGGAUUUAACCCAAUCUGA